This is a messenger RNA of Solea solea (common sole), 5016 nucleotides long. RefSeq names its product protein geranylgeranyltransferase type I, beta subunit (gene pggt1b). Gene Ontology annotation, cellular component: CAAX-protein geranylgeranyltransferase complex. The record is from RefSeq and is a predicted model, not a curated record. Gene Ontology annotation, biological process: protein geranylgeranylation. Lineage: Eukaryota; Metazoa; Chordata; Actinopteri; Pleuronectiformes; Soleidae. The transcript has 9 exons. Gene Ontology annotation, molecular function: CAAX-protein geranylgeranyltransferase activity. Bases 286 to 1389 code for a protein of 367 amino acids.
UCCUCUACAUUUGACCCAUCCUAGAAUUAGGAGCAGUGGGCUGCCACACUGAGUAGCGCCCGGGGAGCAUUGGGGGUUGGGUACCAAGUUCCCUUUCCACUUGGCCACGGGCUGUAUUUGACAUGUAUUGUUACUUAUGCAAUUACAGACUUAUAAAAGCUUUGUGAACCAGCUAUUAUGGUUGUGUCGUCAAUGAGAACCUCUGCACAUCGCGCUGUGAUUUUGUCGUUUUAUUUUGAAAGACAGAGGUACUGGAAGUGAUUCCUCAUAGGUGCGGAUGCAAAGAUGGCGGAGGAGGAGAGUCAGUUGGAAGAAUUUGAGCAAAUAGACUUUUUAAGAGAUCGACAUGUUCGGUUCUUCCAGAGAACACUUCAAGUGCUUCCAGAGAGAUACGCCUCACUGGAAACUACCAGGUUAACAAUCAUAUUUUUUGCCCUCUCUGGUCUGGAUGUGCUGGAUGCCCUUGAUGUGAUUGAUAGGAACAUGAUGAUUGAAUGGAUCUACUCACUACAGGUGCUGCCAACAGAGGACCAAUCUAACCUGAGUCGUUGUGGUUUUCGAGGCUCGUCGCAUAUUGGAAUUCCUUACAGCACAAAGGGUCCUGGUGUUCUCCAUCCAUACGACAGUGGUCAUGUGGCCAUGACCUACACUGGCCUGUGCUCGCUGCUCAUACUGGGAGACGACCUCAGCCGAGUUAACAAACGGGCCUGUCUGGCUGGUCUCAGAGCGCUGCAGCUGGAGGACGGCAGUUUCUAUGCAGUGCCAGAAGGAAGUGAAAAUGACAUUCGCUUUAUUUACUGUGCUGCCAGUAUCUGUUACAUGCUGGACGACUGGUCAGGCAUGGACAUCCAGAAGGCCAUAGAGUACAUCAGGGGAAGUUUGUCAUACGACAAUGGGUUUGGUCAGGGAGCUGGGAGAGAGUCACAUGGUGGAUGGACUUAUUGUGCAAUAGCCUCUCUGUGUUUAAUGGGUCGGCUGGACGAGGCACUGAGUCAGACGGAGCUGAACAGGAUACGGCGCUGGUGUAUCAUGAGGCAGCAGAACGGCUUCCACGGGCGCCCAAACAAGCCUGUAGACACAUGCUACUCCUUCUGGGUGGGAGCUACACUAGAGCUGUUAGACGUGUUCCAGUUUACAAACUUUGACAAGAAUAGAAGCUUCAUCCUGUCCACGCAGGAUCGGUUGGUGGGGGGAUUUGCCAAAUGGCCCGACAGCCAUCCAGACCCUCUCCAUGCCUACUUAGGACUGUGUGGUCUGUCUCUGAUCGGGGAGCCCAACCUGAGGAAGGUCCAUCCAGCUCUUAACAUCACCCAGAGAGCCUUUCAGCGCCUACAGCAGCUGCAGCAGACAUGGAGGGACAGCACGGGCAGCUGCAGCAGACAGCACUGACAGCAGGAUGAUCCACACGUCUGCCUCUGAACAGGUUCAGUCAGGAACAUCGAAAAAGGCAACUGGACUUUAAACUUGGUCUUGAAUAUGUUUGGCCUCUCAUACGAGAGGCCUUCCUAUUUCAGGAUUCAUGAUGGUUUUUUAAGACUCUGGUUACACAGUAUUAACGUUGCGGAGCUCAUUUAGCGUUCACUUUCAACCAUAUACACACACACACCACACUCUGCUGCCUUUUUUAUUUGUAACAUUAGUUAAUAACGUGUCGUUUGUGGGAAUAAUAGUAAGUGCCACAAAGUCAAAUUUAAGUCACUUAACUUCCAGAUGCCUUAAAUUUGCCAAAUCUUUAGAUUAUGAUGUUUGUCUGCUGCUUACCCUCAGCAUCAUUGUCAGCAAUAGAAUCUGUUGUAAAAAAUUUCUGUCAAGGAUUAGUACGAAUGACGCAUGGUCACGAGAAACGUCCUUUAAGUUUACAUAUUUGUAAAUCUGAUCAGGGCUUACCACAAAUCUAAAUUACCCAGAGUAACUUCAGACAGUUCUCAUUUAAUGUGAAUCAUAGAGCUAGGUUUUUUAUGAAUAAUGUUCCUAUAUUCUAUGACAAAUGGAUCAAAAUUAAUUUUCAUUUUUGUGCACAAUCUAAUAUGAGCCCAGUGGUCAUUUUGGUGAGAAUCUGAUGAAAAAACGUUAUUCUUUCCUUCAGAUUAACACUCGGACAAAAAAAAAAAAAAACGGUUUAACAUCAAAGUCCUCCAGGUUGUUUCUUUGUCUCUGUCUUGUUUCUUUUCUGCCCUUCUUACGUCUCCAUCCUGAUAUGGCUCUUGAACGUCUUGAAAGCCCUGAGCUCUUAGCUCCCGAAGGUGAUGCCAGCCUGCCGGUUUUUACUCUCCUGUGCGUCCUUAGGUUUCACCACUGCAGGAUUUGUUCAUUGAUCAAGAGAGAUAUGAACUGACAAUACACCUGCUAGAGAAGCCAACCAUCACCCCUGGAGUCACAUCUAUGAUGGCUGGGGCAAUACAAAUAAAAAAAAAAAAACACAUUUAGCUUCAGGUCGUAUCAUGCCAGAUCACAAAAAAACACAGAUAACUCUUCAAAAUUGUUCUAAAUAUAACACAAAAAUGGAUUGGGCCUAAGGGGAAUACGCUAAGAAGGGGGGGGGGGGGUAUUUUAUUCCCUAGAGGUUGUAGCUGUCGGUUUUUGCAGCAGAUGCCGUUCCAACAUCCCCUGACUCCUGCUCUGUGCAAUCCUCCUUCACCAUCCUCCCUUCAAGGCUCCCUCUGGCCUGAAAUCAAUAGUAGAAAAGAUCAAUCAGACAUUGGCGUUGUAACUUUGGGAAAUGUCUGUUAUUCUCAGAACAAUAAAGGUGCAAAGAAUACAAAAACAAAAGAAUAAUGUACAUACUGUAAGUGAAGUCUGGUCCUGAGGUGUUUACCUCCAAUGAGACUUGGGCACAGUGCUCUCAAGUGCCACCCCAUUGUCUGCAGAGAUGCUCAUUUGCAAACGUAAUCAUUUUAAACAGUAAUGAGCCAUCCAAACAAGAUCCUCCUUUUUAUAAAGCUUUUAGUGUAAUCAUGGUGUCCAGUCUGAGUUUGUCUGGUCUUUGUUUCGAUUAGUCAGGGCUUGUUUAUGUCGAAGCAUGUGUGAUGCCUCCAUUCCCAAUUAGCAGUGACCAUCUUUCUGCGCUACAAAAAACCACCUGCUCUUCACUCGCUGAUAAAACGGACGUACAGAGGCUACAAUUGUUAGUCCAGUCUACCCUCAGUAUGGCUGUGCUAUUCAAUUGUACUGGUUUCUUUUGUCCAGCGGCUGCUUUCACUAAGUGAAACCUGUGAACUAUAGGUAUCGCCUCAUUGAGGAGAGAAAAAAAGAAAGUUGUGGCCACGGAAGCAUUCAUUUUGGCCCAAGCUGCUGCUGAUACUACUGACACCUGGCAGUGAAUAUCCUAAAUAAAGUUAAGACCUACAAGCUCCCCUCUUGCCUUUAUAAAUUGGUGCUCUACUUCCCAGCAAGAAACUUAACCAGCUUCAGAUUCCUCCAGCUCCCUGUGACAUCCUGUCAUUAUAACACCUUUACCACAGCUAACACCUGCACCCUGCGAGUUAAAGCGGGGUGCAAGUGUUAUCGCAGCAUUUUUUUUAAAGAAAUACUCUGUCUGCAAUAUUGUAUCCUGUGGGAGUUUGCUGUGUUUAGCCCAAUAUCUGACUUGAUAUUAAGAGUGUAACACCUUGAUGUUCUCCAGCUCCCACCUGACCUGGUCUAUUUUCCCGCUAAGUUGCCCUCCUUUUCAGACUUGAAACCAGACCAGGAGGUCAGAGGAAAGCAGAGAAGAAGAAAAGAAACAGAGGGAGGCACAGUGAAUAAAUAAAUUAUUUGGCCCAUCUAUUAUUAAGAGUAAACUGUCGGAGGCUAGAGUCUCCUCUCUGAUCCCUAACCAGACCUCCGAUGAUCCGAAGCCUUUGUUUUGUUUAUCGUUUUAUUUAAAGACAUUGUUUUUCUUGAGAUAAUAGGUUUUCUCUCCAGUGACUCUCACUGAACACAAUAUUUUAUUUUAACAAACAUUUUGUUAUCACAAAAUCACCACCCUUCCCCUCAGAAAGAUAAAGCCAAGACAUUCAUGCUGCUGCUAAACUCAGAGUUAUUUAUCAUAGGAUAGUCUGGUGAUAGUCAGAUCUAUUGAACUUGAACAAUACAGGCUAAAUCAUAUGGCAGGACCACUCGCUCAGACUUGACUCGUGUGCCUUGUGUAGUAGCGUUGUUUGGGGUCAUUGCUCCCUAGAUGAACUCAAACCUCUACAUAUACGGCUUGCUUCAUUUGAGUGUAGCAGUGGCUAUGAUGAGUAGUCUGAAUAUUAUUGUUCCUCAGAGAGGAAAGUGAGGAAAGAUACAUUUAUUAAGGAAGUGGAAACAUCUACUUUUAAAGUCCCAACUUCACUCGGGCACUAAGAGCUGACUGGUAGAAGUCAUUUUUACCAGAAUCUCACUCCACCACUUCCACGUCUGAUCGAUAACGUAAUUCCGGCAAGGAGGCAAAAAUAAGGAAUUGUGGCAGAACUCAUAAAUGCAUACUCGUCUUUAAAGGGAUGAAACACUGGACGGAUGGAUCUGAAACUUGCCGCAGACGAAAGGCUGCGUCUCAGCACUUGUUCUGUUAUGUCUCCUUUUUGGCUGUGUCUCACUGCAGUCCGUGCUCACGUGCCCCACAGCAUGAAAACAGGGGACGGAGGCUUAAUGCCCCAGUGAAGGCUGCAGUGCAGCUGUUUGGAGGGGAUCAGCGAUGUGAAAGGAUUGUUAACUCAAAAAAUGGCACACAUGUGGCCCAUCGCUUCAUCGCCACCCAAUACACCCACUGCAAGAAUAAAUAAUGUAACAAAAGGAAAAAAAAAAAAAUAUGUAAUUGAAUUUAUUUUUUCUAUGCUGUGUAGAAACAUUGAGUGUAGAUACGUGUGUCUAUGAAUGUGUCUCCUCUGUCGUGCAAGUGCUCAAGAUGAUGAAAAAAAUAAUGUUUACAACUGAAUCGUUUUGGAAUUGGACAUGCAAAUAUUUGUACAGUAUGUGAUGUAUUAUAGUAUUCCAGGGCCGUGACAUCUCCAGCUUUGCAGUGUAUUUAUGUCGAAUAAAACACAUACUAACGUU